GCCGGAAUCCGGAUGUCAUCAUCUUUGCUUUUGUCUCAGCAUCCAGCCGAUAGUCUCCCACCCACCAACCAACCCAGCGGUUAUUUUACUUCAUAAACACACCAAGAAUGUCGGGGUCCUCCAACCUGGUAGCCAUGAAAAAAGUGGUACAGCAGCUCCGUUUCGAGGCGAGCAUAAACAGAGUGAAGGUUUCCCAGGCAGCUGCAGACCUACAACAGUUUUGCAUGCAGAAUGCCUUGCAGGACCCUCUGCUCACCGGUGUGUCCUCCAGCACCAACCCCUUCAGACCACAGAAGGUCUGCUCCUUCUUGUGAAACUACUGCAUUCAUUGGCCUUCAUUUUGAUGCUACAGGGAAAAGUUGACCUCAACACUGCUCCUCAUGCCAAGCCAUUAUACUGCCACGGGAUCUCUCAAGUGUAGAACACAUUGGAGUCAUGUCAGGAAGAAGAUCAUCUAUUUUCAGCCACAGUCAUAGUAAAGAAAGGAGACAGUUUUAUUUUUCAUGGCACAGUGUGAUUUUUGAGUAAAUUAUUGUGCCUUUUCUAUUCUAUUUUAGUCAUCACUGUUCUGGACUUUUUUGUAUUUAAUGAAUAAAAACAUUCUUUACUACUCCAA
This is a messenger RNA of Acanthochromis polyacanthus (spiny chromis), 616 nucleotides long. Its product is annotated as guanine nucleotide-binding protein G(I)/G(S)/G(O) subunit gamma-5-like. NCBI's taxonomy places the organism in Eukaryota, Metazoa, Chordata, Actinopteri, Pomacentridae. Gene Ontology annotation, molecular function: G-protein beta-subunit binding. The coding region runs from base 108 to 314 and encodes 68 amino acids. Gene Ontology annotation, biological process: G protein-coupled receptor signaling pathway. The transcript is spliced from 3 exons. The record is from RefSeq and is a predicted model, not a curated record. Gene Ontology annotation, cellular component: heterotrimeric G-protein complex.